GUACGUAAGGUAGCAUUGUACGAGAGACGCGCGUCUUUGUGCAGGAUAACGCCAAAGGAGGUGGUUAAUGCUUUGCAAGAGAACGCAAGAAAUAGCGAUUGGGUUUGACUAAAGAUUCAAAGUGAACAUAGAAAGAUGGGGACCCAGCAGUUCUGUUUGAAAUGGAACAAUCACCAUUCCAACAUGCUCUCGGUUUUUGAACAGUUACUAAGUAACGAAGCCUUAGUGGAUGUAACUCUAGCUUGCGAAGGGCACAGUUUAAAGGCACACAAAGUAGUGUUAUCGGCAUGCAGUCCCUUCUUCCAAGCUCUUUUUGUCGAUAACCCGUGUAAACAUCCAAUUGUGAUAAUGAAAGACAUGAGAUAUGUUGAUAUGAAAGCCAUUAUUGAUUUUAUAUAUCACGGUGAAGUGAAUGUGUCUCAGGAUCAGCUGUCUGCUCUUCUCAAAACGGCAGAGACUCUGAAAGUCAAAGGACUUGCCGAGGUGGGUGGGGAAAAGCAAGCCGAAAGACAUAAUGUCCAAGAAGUUACACAACAGCCCGUUAACUCUACCCCGGUUGUUUCUGGGAACCAACAUCAUCGUACGGAAUCCCCUCCGGUACACAAACGUAAGAGAGGCAGACCGAGACGGAGGUCGGGAUCGAGUCAGAGCGAUACGGAAGAACCCGUGCCAUCCAAAAUUAAGGAGCCGGAUUCUCCAGAAAUCAUCAGCGAUAUCAGUAGAGACGGCGUGAAUGAUAACACUCCAGACGUUAAUCAGAGAUUAUCUUCGGCAUCCCAGUCACGGGUUCCUCCUAUUCCUUCCAGCCAAAGCUAUUCUCAAAAAUCACACACUAUGUAUUCUCCCAUUCCUUCACAGCAGGAAUCAGGUGCUACGGUUGAAGAACCACCAUCUAUAACGGACGGUGACUUUGAUGUAGAACCAUCACGACUCAUGGAGGCUACCUUAACUACAGAUGGUGGUGGUGUCUCUAUGUACGAAUCUCACACUCAGCCAUCGGUGUCCACAUCAUUAGCUCUUCCAUCUUCUUCAGCAUUAGAACUACCACAUUCAAACUCAUUAAGUCAGGCAGUCGUUCCCACAUCUUUACAUUCGGCAUCAGAUUCAUCUGGCUCGGGUCUGGGGAACCAGAAUACUAUGGAAGAUAUUAAACCACUAGUGUCUUUUGAAGAACCCCCCAUCGGUGUUUCCAGCCACUCACAAGAUAGUAGUAGUACAAACGCAGUCUUACCUUACAUGGACACGUCGGGAAUAUCGGCCAUCCCGGGACCAAGUAGCUUUCAACACGACAUGAGUUUACAGCCUUCGCCUCAACAAGCUUCUCAAGGUUCAGAAGAGGCUACUUUUAUGCCAUUCAUAGGUCAUUAUGAACAUGUUUUUAAGGUCUUUCAAGUGUUUCUCACAGGAUUUCACUAUUCUCAGUGUUCCUAAGCCUCCCAAAGGCUUAGUUGACAAGUCUGCAGGCUUCCAACAUUAAAAUUUCUGGUUUCGAUAUCCAUGAUGGCCAGUAUAAUCACUCUUCUUUGUUUUGUAGCGGAUCCUUCAGAUGGAGAUAGCAGAAGUUAAUACAUAUAAGAAACAAUUUUCUUGUCGUAAUGGCAUCUUGCUAAGCCUAUUUUUUUAGUUAUAUAGGAGUAAAUAUACAUCGAGAUUGAUGUAGAUUGAACUGGAAAUAAAAAAUGAAAAUAUGUAUUAAAUAUGAAACUGUUUAAUUGCUAAAAUAAAACUGGUAUUUAUUUGUUUGAAUGCAACUUUUUUUUUUCUACUCUAUCUAAAAAAAACACGAGUUUUGACUUGUUAUAUUAAUCUUCUACUUUUGGAAAAGUUGUUAUGUGAUAACUGGUUACUUGAGAUUUCUGUUUUAUAAAAUCAAUAAUUUUUAAAUAGUGUCUUGUUUAUUAAUCAAAAUGACUGUAGAAAUGCUAUAUAAUGUUUUUUAAUUUUCAAAUCUAUCAGUUUCAUAUAAUAUUUGUCUGCAGAAGUGUCAGUGUCUUCAUAAAUCCUGUGUUGUUUUACAUGGUGCAUAUUGUUAAAUAACAGUAAAACAAUAAAUCACAAUUCAUAUACUAUUUUUGUUUAAAUAAAACAUUCCAGUAACAGUUGAUUUUACACAGCAGCCAUAUCAUCUUGCAAACUUUAUAAUGGAUGUAUAAAAAUAGUGUACCACAUAUUAAAACUAUCUCCUUUACAUCUGUUGUUUAUUACUAAACUGUUUACAGUCUCCUUUACAUCUGUUGUUUAUUACUAAACUGUUUACAGUCUCCUUUACAUCUGUUGUUUAUUACUAAACUGUUUACAGUCUCCUUUACAUCUGUUGUUUAUUACUAAACUGUUUACAGUCUUCUUUACAUCUGUUGUUUAUUACUAAACUGUUUACAAUCUCCCAUACAUCUGUUGUUUAUUACUAAACUGUUUACAGUCUCCUUUACAUCUGUUGUUUAUUACUAAGCUGUUUACAAUCUCCCAUACAUCUGUUGUUUAUUACUAAACUGUUUACAGUCUUCUUUACAUCUGUUGUUUAUUGCUAAGCUGUUUACAAUCUCUCAUACAUCUGUUGUUUAUUACUAAACUGUUUACAAUCUCCCAUACAUCUGUUGUUUAUUACUAAACUGUUUACAAUCUCCCAUACAUCUGUUGUUUAUUACUAAACUGUUUACAGUCUCCUUUACAUCUGUUGUUUAUUGCUAAGCUGUUUACAGUCUCCCAUACAUCUGUUGUUUAUUACUAAACUGUUUACAGUCUCCCUUACAUCUGUUGUUUAUUGCUAAGCUGUUUACAAUCUCCCAUACAUCUGUUGUUUAUUACUAAACUGUUUACAAUCUCCCAUACAUCUGUUGUUUAUUACUAAACUGUUUACAGUCUCCUUUACAUCUGUUGUUUAUUACUAAACUGUUUACAAUCUCCCAUACAUUUGUUGUUUAUUACUAAACUGUUUACAAUCUCCCAUACAUCUGUUGUUUAUUACUAAACUGUUUACAGUCUUCCAUACAUCUGUUGUUUAUCAUUAUGCUGUUUACAGUCUCCUUACAACUGUUUCGUAUUAAUAAACUGUUUACAAUCUCCCUUACAUCUGUUGUUUAUUGCUAAGCUGUUUACAAUCUCUCAUACAUCUGUUGUUUAUUACUAAACUGUUUACAAUCUCCCAUACAUCUGUUGUUUAUUACUAAACUGUUUACAAUCUCCCAUACAUCUGUUGUUUAUCAUUAUGCUGUUUAUAGUCUCCCUUACAUCUGUUGUUUAUCAUUAUGCUGUUUACAGUCUCCUUAUAACUGUUUCGUAUUAAUAAACUGUUUACAAUCUUUCUGACAA
This is a messenger RNA of Limulus polyphemus (Atlantic horseshoe crab), 3309 nucleotides long. RefSeq names its product protein tramtrack, alpha isoform-like. The coding region runs from base 136 to 1431 and encodes 431 amino acids. The record is from RefSeq and is a predicted model, not a curated record. The transcript is spliced from 5 exons. Lineage: Eukaryota; Metazoa; Arthropoda; Merostomata; Xiphosura; Limulidae. Gene Ontology annotation, cellular component: nucleus. Gene Ontology annotation, molecular function: protein binding. Gene Ontology annotation, biological process: regulation of transcription by RNA polymerase II.